Nannochloropsis gaditana CCMP526 is the source of this 855-nucleotide messenger RNA. RefSeq lists its product as uncharacterized. The record is from RefSeq and is a predicted model, not a curated record. The annotation marks the transcript as partial. The transcript is spliced from 2 exons.
GGAAAUUGCAGAGCUCCUGUAGCUAUAUCGGAACGUGUACAAACCCUUUGGAAGCCUGGCAUCUCAUCCUGGCCUGAGCUCACCUUUCGAUAGCUUCCCCCCCACUGCCCUCCCUCACCCGUCGCGAGCCUCGAAGCAUUUCUGAUGUCCUCAUCAAAGCUAGUCCGCCCACCCCGUCUGUUGGGCUUUGGCGGCCGACCCUACAAUUUCUUUGACAGAGAUUCCCUUCCUCGGAAUCUCUCCUCUGUUUUGAAAGGCAAUUUGGCCUCGGCGUUGCUCGUGGAAGGCGCCUUGAUCUUCGCAGACGACCAGGGCCACAUCACUUUCACGGACGCCGACCUCCACGUCUCCCUUCAACACCGCAUUCUGUCUCCUCCUCCUUCCCCCCCUCCCUCCCCCUCCAAUCCUCCCUCCCUCCUCCUCGCCCGCUCCCUCCAGUCCCCUCCCCUCCUCGUGGUCGCCGGCCUCCACGGCCCAGGGGCGCAAGUUGUUAUCCACACCUGGGUGGGAAGCAAAGUCUCAGCGCCCUCCAACACCAUCGCCGUCCUUUCCGCCCUUCAGGCCCUGGCUCCGGGUACCUUAAAUGAGGCCCUGACCGCCGCCGCAGCCAUCCCGACGGCCUUGGCUUGUAACCACGACGGGACGAAGGUCGCCCUCGGCUUCGCUUCCGGCCUCGUCCUCGUGUGGACCAGCAGCUUCCGAGAAGAUCGGAUCAACAUCCCCCUUCCUGCCCUUCUGUUGCGUCCGCCUUUACCCGGGCUCGGGCCGGGGGAAGCGGUGGCGGCGCCCAGACCCGUGACGGCCCUGCUGUUCCAGCAGGGCGGGGAGGAGGGGGGGGAGGGAGGGAGGGAGGGG